GCUCUGAGAGCAGGUGCUGCUCGUUCCCGGGCGGUUCCCUGCGCUGCCGCCCUCCCGCCAGCAGGGGGCGCCGGUCUGCCCCGCACAGCGCCCGCUCUGUCCGGAAGUCCCGCCCCGACCGGAAGUCGGCGUAGGAGCAGCGGGGGAAAAUGGCGGUGUCCGCGAGCGCUGGAGCGGCGCGCCGGCUCGGCCGCCGGGGGCCGGGACCCCACAGGCAGCACGGGCGCGGGGUACGCCGCGGGCCGGGCGGUGGCACCGAGGGGGCCCUGAAGCGGCUAAAGCUCGCGGUGGAGGAGUUCGUGCAGGCGAGCUCCGAGGGUGAGAUCCCCGGCGGCGCCGCGGGGCCCCCGACGGGCGGGCGCGUGCGGCCGGGCGGGAGGAAAAGCCGCAGGGAGCUGAGGAAGGAGAAGCGGCACCUGAGGAAGGCGCGCCGGCUGCGGAGGACUGCGGGGCUCGCGCAGGGCCCGCGUGCGGGCGGUGGCGGCGGAGCCGGGGGAACGAGCGGCCCCCGGGCGGCGGGGGCGGGCGGGCGGCGGUCUCCUUGUCGGGCCCCGCCGCCGCCGUCGGAGGGGCUGCGACCUCCCCAGGCCAAGGGCGCCCGGGCCCGCCCCGAGCCCAGAGGUCCCCCCGGAACCCCCAGGCCCUCUGCAGCCGCCGCUGCCGCUCGAAAACGGGCACUUUUGGCGGCCAACGAGGAGGAGGACCGGGAGAUCCGGAAGCUGGAGCGGCGCCUCGGCUUGAACAAGCGCAAGAGGAAGGGCGGCGGGAGCUCCGUGCCGCUCAGCUUCGCCCGGGAUGGGCUCGACUACCUCCUGGGGGCCCUGGAGCCCGGACACAACGGCGGCUGGUGCGAAGGCGGCCGUGCGGAGGACGAGGACGAGGAGGAGGACGCUGGACAGACGCUGCCCGACAGCGGCACCGACAGCGGCACCGAGGGUGAAGGGCCGCACGAGGGUGAGGAAGAAGAGGGCCGGCCGGGAGCAGAAACCGGAGCAGAGACCGAGGAAGCGGACGUAGACGACGACGACGACGGGCAACAAGCCCCGCAAGGGCGAGCCGCGGGCGGAAGGAGCGAAAGGAGGGUCCGGUUCGCCGACGGAAGGAGGGAGCCUGCUCCGGAGGACUCGGACGCAGCGGACCAGCAGAGUCUCCGUGAAGACGAGGGCAAGUACAUCCCCCCUCACGUGAGGCAAGCUGAGGAAACAGCGAGUGGUCAGAAAAAGGAGAGCCUGGAGAGGCUGCAGAAACACGUCAAGGGUCUGAUCAACAGGUUGAGCGAGCCGAGCGUGGCCUCCAUCAGCGGGCAGCUGGAGGAGCUGUACAUGGCCCACAGCAGGAAGGACAUGAACGACACCCUGACCGGCGUCCUCCUGAGCGCCUGCGCGCCCGACGCCGCCAUGCCCAGCCGGCUGGUGAUGGAGCCUGUGCUGGUGCUCAGCACCCUUCACCACACGGUCGGGGUCGAGGUCGGCGCUCACUUUCUGGAGGCCGUGGUGAAGCGGUUUGACGCCAUCUACAAGAACGGAGGCAAAGGGAAGGAGUGCGAGAACCUGCUCACCAUCAUCGCCCAUUUGUAUAACUUCCACGUGGUGCACGCCUGCCUGGUUUUUGACAUUCUGAAGAAGCUUAUUGGGACUUUCACAGAAAAAGAUAUUGAACUGACCCUGUUAAUGCUGAAAACCGUGGGCUUCUCGUUGAGAAAAGAUGAUGCUCUGUCACUCAAGGAACUGAUCGUGGAGGCCCAGGCCAAAGCCAUCACGGCCAGCGGCACGUUCCAGGACCAGACCAGGGUUCGGUUUAUGCUGGAGACCAUGUUGGCGCUGAAGAACAAUGACGUGCGGAAGAUCCCGGGCUAUGACCCUGAGCCUGUGGAGAAGCUCAGGAAGUUACAGAGAGCGUUGGUGCGCAGCGCCGGCUCGGGCGCCGAAACUCAGCUCCGCAUCUCCUGGGACGGCAUCCUGAACGCCGAGCAGACCGGCCGCUGGUGGAUCGUGGGGUCUGCGUGGACUGGGGCCCCUAUGAUUGACAACAGUCAGCAGAAGGUCACAGAGAAGCCACCCUCGGGGACGGUUAGUGGGAAGAUACUAGAACUCGCCCGAAAGCAGAGAAUGAACACUGAUGUCAGAAGGAACAUAUUCUGUACAAUAAUGACAAGUGAAGAUUUCUUGGACGCGUUUGAGAAGCUUCUGAAGCUGCGGCUGAAGGACCAGCAGGAGCGGGAAAUCGUUCACGUUCUCAUGCAUUGCUGCCUUCAAGAGAAAACCUACAACCCUUUCUACGCAUUCCUGGCUGGCAAGUUCUGUGAAUACCAGAGAAGGUUCCAGAUGACUUUCCAGUUCAGCAUAUGGGAUAAAUUUCGGGACUUGGAAAAUUUGCCAGCCACUAAUUUCUCUAAUUUGGUUCACCUGGUAGCCCACUUGUUGAAGACGAAAUCACUUCCGCUUUCUAUUUUAAAGGUAGUUGAAUUCGGCGAACUGGAUAAACCCAGAGUCCACUUUUUACGAAAAGUAUUGUAUAUUGUGUUAAUGGAAACAGAAGUUGAAGACCUUGGUUCAAUUUUUUCAAGAGUGAGCGACAGCCCGAAGCUGGGCCUGCUGAGAGAAGGUCUGAAGCUCUUCAUUGGCCACUUCCUGCUGAGGGGCGCGCCAGCAAGCACGAGCGCGGAGGCAGCCGGCCAGCUGAGGGCGAGGGCCGACCUCUCCACCAAGGCCCUGCAGGGCAAGGCUUCCCUGACGAUGUAGUCCCAAAGCGGAGCGGAGUGGCGUGCUCAUUUCUCUGAAAAUGCCCUUUUUAAACCCAGAAGGCUCGUUACGCCGCUGGCCGCGUGUGCAGGUGGCAGGGCUCUGCCACGGGCUGCUGUGCUUGAGAUCUACGUUU
This is a messenger RNA of Lontra canadensis (Northern American river otter), 2877 nucleotides long. RefSeq names its product nucleolar protein with MIF4G domain 1 (gene NOM1). Gene Ontology annotation, cellular component: nucleolus. Gene Ontology annotation, biological process: ribosomal small subunit biogenesis. The record is from RefSeq and is a predicted model, not a curated record. NCBI's taxonomy places the organism in Eukaryota, Metazoa, Chordata, Mammalia, Carnivora, Mustelidae. Bases 150 to 2741 code for a protein of 863 amino acids. Gene Ontology annotation, molecular function: protein binding; RNA binding. The transcript is spliced from 11 exons.